GGUGAGUUGCAGUAAAACCGUUGAAUAUGACAAUAUCGGAGGGUAGGCAAAGCAAUGACAGUGUGAAAUUAAAACGGUGUACAUGUAUAUAAUUUUUUGCAAGUUUCUUGACAUCUAUUUACAAAUAUUAUAAAGUCGGUACACAUCCUUUUGUUCGUUUCAUAACGCCAUUAUCGCAUGUUCACUCAGCAUCUGUCAGUUGCCAUAGAUAAUGCCUCCGGGCCUUUUAUUCACUGCACAACACGAUUCGUUUCUAUGGAGCCAACAGCAAUACGAGAUCUCGCGCGAAAUUGGAUCUUGGCCCUGGGCUAUACCCGGCAGUAAGAGCGCGAGACAACUAAAAGCUCAUUAUACUUGGGAUUUUAUCAAUAGGCGGCUUCGACUUCACACGGGCUGGUUUGGACAGGGAAUUUAACUAGAAAAUUUAUACAAAAUUGAUUCCCCACUAAGGACCAGGACGAUGGCGUCCCCUCACACCCCACCUGCCACUUCCCCGGCCACGCACAACGGACACUACCAGAAGAUAUCAGGGGUACCCUGUCCUGCUACCCCUACCCGCUACACAGCCCCCGUGCACAUCGAUGUCGGAGGGGUCAUUUAUACCUCAUCUUUGGAAACUCUCACAAAGUGUCCUGAAUCCAGAUUAGCCAAAAUGUUUAACGGCAGCAUACCCAUCAUACUCGACAGCUUGAAGCAACACUAUUUUAUAGACCGCGACGGUAAGAUGUUCCGGUACAUCUUAUCCUAUCUCCGUUCAUCCAAACUCAUCUUACCAGAAAAUUUUACGGAAUACGACCAACUUCUUGAAGAAGCUAGAUACUUCGACAUAAAAGGUAUUGUUAACCAUAUUGAUAUCAUCCGGCGUGCUAAGAACAUCAAACAAGAGAAGUUAGACUUGCGUUCAGGGGGUACACCUAGCGGCAUUGGCGAGUAUUGUGACUGUAUCGCUGUUAGCAUCAGUCCUGAUCUCGGAGAAAGAAUCUCUCUUAGUGCAGAAAAGGCGCUUAUUGAAGAACUUUUCCCAGAAUUGAUUCCCGCGCUUAUGGACUCAAGAAAUUCCGGAUUUAAUUUGGACAAUAGAUACGUUAUUCGGUUUCCUCUAAAUGGAUUUUGCAAACUGAAUUCCAUACAAGUGUUACAGACUCUGUUUAAUGCCGAUUUCAAAAUCGUGGCAAAUACUGGCGGGGGAGUGGAAGGUCAGCAGUUCAGCGAAUACCUGUUCUGUAGAUACCGGAAGUGUUAGUGCUACAGCGGAAAUUCUUCCGCAUCUGCAUGGGUCAGCAGUUCAGCGAAUACCUGUUCUGUAGAUACCGGAAGUGUGAGUGCUACAGCGGAAAUUCCUCCGCAUUUGCAUGUGUGCUGUAAUAUAUGAAAAGGUGUAUAUUAAUCAAAGUGUUUGUCUCUUGCUAUAUGCAUCGUACCAAACUUGAUUUGUUCGUUUUGUUAAACUUGAUAUAUUGCAGCAAACGAAUGCUAUGUACAGAAAACGGCACAAAGAGUUCAUAGUUUUUUUUUCACCCUCUUUAAUAUAGUUGCCAAAGACAUUUUGUCCCAUUUUACACAAAUAAAUGUUGAUUUAUGUUGUUUUCUUUAUCAUAUUUAUGAAAUCCACAUUAUUUCAUGUUUUCUUGUUCAAUGCCAAUGUUUGAUAAUAAAUGUAUAUACUGUAAA
This is a messenger RNA of Ostrea edulis (European flat oyster), 1671 nucleotides long. RefSeq names its product BTB/POZ domain-containing protein kctd15-like. Gene Ontology annotation, molecular function: protein binding. The coding region runs from base 461 to 1243 and encodes 260 amino acids. The record is from RefSeq and is a predicted model, not a curated record. Gene Ontology annotation, biological process: protein homooligomerization. Lineage: Eukaryota; Metazoa; Mollusca; Bivalvia; Ostreida; Ostreidae. The transcript has 3 exons.